UAUGCGUGUGCGUGUGUGAGCGCGAGCGAGCUUGUGAGGGAGAGGAGCGAGAGUGCGAUUGAGAAAGAAUAAAAGGAAAGAAGAUUUUCUCUGUGUAUAUAAAGAUGACCACGUUAGCAAACGGACAGGCUAACAAAGCGAGCCUCGGUACCAACGGGCUCAGCAGCAGCCCGGGCAGCGCCGGGCACAUGAACGGAUUAAGCCACAGCCCGGGGAACUCGUCGACCAUUCCCAUGAAGGACCAUGAUGCCAUCAAGCUGUUCAUUGGGCAGAUCCCCCGCAACCUGGAUGAGAAGGACCUCAAACCUCUCUUCCAGGAGUUCGGCACGAUCUACGAGCUUACGGUUCUGAAGGACAGGUUCACAGGCAUGCACAACUUUGCCGGGGAGAAGGAGCGGGCGACAGCGAACGAGCGGGAGACGGCGCGACAGGGAGCCUUAGGCGGACGCCGAGGAGAAAGGCGCUCGGGCAGCGGAGACCAGGACUGGGGUGCGUGGGAGCUGCUCGCUGGGGCAAGGCUGGGUUUUGGGCAAGGAGCUAAUAGACACGGUGCCGUGGGGAGAGCAGCGGGGGCAGCAGAAGAGAAAGAGAUGAUCGAGGGAAAACGGGGCUUGGAUUUUUUGGUACAGCGACUAAGAGAUUGGGAUAGGGACGGCUGCACCGGCCGAGCCUGGGACGCCCAGCUGACUGGCGGGCUCUCCGCCCGCCUGGGACCUAGGGUGCUGUCCAUCGCCGUGGUGCUGAAAACACUAAGCGGAGACGGUCUUCUCCUCCGCUCCGGGCCAGAGUAG
Vicugna pacos (alpaca) is the source of this 791-nucleotide messenger RNA. RefSeq lists its product as uncharacterized. The record is from RefSeq and is a predicted model, not a curated record. Gene Ontology annotation, molecular function: RNA binding. NCBI's taxonomy places the organism in Eukaryota, Metazoa, Chordata, Mammalia, Artiodactyla, Camelidae.